GUUUAAAAUAAUGGUUACCUCAAAUUGAAGUUUGUGUAUAAAUCUGAUGCCAAAUUGCAGAAAAAUUAACAAUAAGCAGGCUGUGUAGAAAUAUGGCAAUUUUGUCCAUUAUUACCUGUCUGCUUCUUCUCUCCAUCACUACCACAGAUGGGAGUGGGCAUCAGCUGAUAUUAGUAAACAACUGUAAUGAAGAUAUCUGGCCAGGAAUUCAGGGCAGUGUAGGGCAGGAAGUACCUAAUGAUGGAGGGUUCCUCCUAAGCAGUGGCCAAGAAGUGGUAAUGAAUGUACCUGAGAAAUGGUCUGGCAGAAUAUGGGGAAGACAGAUCUGCAACUUUGAUCGGAAUGGGAAGGGCACCUGCGCCACCGGAGACUGCUCCGGGCAGCUGCGCUGCCGGGGGCUGGGCGGGGUGCCGCCAGCAACGGUGGUGGAAAUGACUCUAGGCUCGGCCACUUCGCCGCUGCACUUCUAUGAUGUGAGUCUGGUCGAUGGCUUCAACUUGCCAGUGUCGAUGAAGCCGGUCGGCGGAGGGAUUGGCUGCGGCGUGGCGUCGUGCGAGGUUGAUUUGAAUGUCUGCUGCCCGUCUGCGCUGGAGGUCCGGGUAGGCGGGAGAGUGGUGGGCUGCAAGAGCGCGUGCUUGGCGAUGCAGUCGGCUAAGUACUGCUGCACCGGGGAGUAUUCGAGCCCCAAAACUUGUAAGCCAACGGUUUUUGCAAAUCUGUUCAAGGCCAUCUGUCCCAAGGCUUAUUCUUAUGCAUUUGAUGAUUCCUCCAGCCUCAACAAGUGCAGAGCUUCGAGAUAUCUCAUCACUUUCUGCCCUCCACAUUGAAGAUGAGAUUAAGAAAUAGUUUCAGAAAACAGCAAGAGAUGCAAGUUAGCAUUUAGCAUGUAUGGAAAGUAUUGAUGUAAUGAACAAAAGUAUUACAUUUUGCACAAUUCUGUUUUUAUUAUUAAAAAUGAAAUCAGUUGCCUAUUUGCAAUACAAACACUAACUAAUC
Andrographis paniculata is the source of this 996-nucleotide messenger RNA. Its product is annotated as thaumatin-like protein. Gene Ontology annotation, biological process: defense response. The transcript has 2 exons. NCBI's taxonomy places the organism in Eukaryota, Viridiplantae, Streptophyta, Magnoliopsida, Lamiales, Acanthaceae. The record is from RefSeq and is a predicted model, not a curated record. Bases 93 to 827 code for a protein of 244 amino acids. Gene Ontology annotation, cellular component: extracellular region.